Messenger RNA from Cryptomeria japonica (Japanese cedar), 753 nucleotides. RefSeq lists its product as uncharacterized. The transcript has 2 exons. NCBI's taxonomy places the organism in Eukaryota, Viridiplantae, Streptophyta, Pinopsida, Cupressales, Cupressaceae. The coding region runs from base 113 to 559 and encodes 148 amino acids. The record is from RefSeq and is a predicted model, not a curated record.
UGUAAACCUUAGUGUGUACUCUUUAAGCUUUCAUGCGAUACGGUUCAUCUCUAUAAAUUCCCACAUUUACAAUAGGAAAGGCAAAGUUAGGCUCACAGUUUGAUUGCAGUAUAUGCUCAAAAGUGACUCCAUGGAAUUCCAGAAGCCGUCGAGGGAUGUGAACUUGAUAUCAGGUGAGUGGCGAUUGGCUUCUGUUGAUGAAGUUAAAAGCAAUUUAGAAGAGAUUAAAAGCAAAGGAGUCCUUGGGAAGUGGAGUAUCGUCCGCGUUUUGGACGGAUGGGCGAUGGGGUCCGGGUAUGAUUAUGAACUCCACCAAGGCUACAAGAGCGGAAUGAGCGAGAUGUUGCUUGUUAAAACCAACCAAUCAAGACCGUCAAAUGGUUUGUUCGAUCCAGAAAUGCACUCCGGAGUGGAGUUGAGUGCAGAAGGAAGAGAAGCUGCUGUUUUAUUGUCUGUUGAUGAUAAAAUUACUGAAGUCGUUCACUUCGUCCUUCACCGUUUCGCCAAGCUAGAGAAGUUGAUCCUCAAGAUUAAGGAAGACCUGGGCUGCGACAGCUAAGAAUGAUGGCUUGCCCUUUUUAAUAGUAUGCUUGAGUGUUGUUCUUCCUCUUACCUCAUGUUUGAAUGCUCUUCUUCUCCCUCUACCUUCAUUCUCAUGUCUACCAACUACUAUGUCAUGCGUACCAAUCUUUUCUUAUGAUUUCUCUAUAGUUUAUAGAUAUCAAUAUGUAUAGCAUAUUAUUUCUCGAUCAA